UGGAGACAUCGACGUGAACGACGUUGUUUCAGUUGAAUGUAACAGCUAGCGUGAUAAUGCUAAGCUAGCUGUCAGCCAGACAUCCACGGGUUUAGCUGCCGGAUGCUCCCGGUCGUAUCCUGCUGGCCGUCUUGACAUUCCCUCAACAUUCCUGGACGAAUUCGUGUCGACUGACCAGAGUCCGCGAAUUCGGGUCCACUCCUGAUCUAACAUUUCCCCACUAGCGUUACUUAGCUCGCCGGCUAACAAGAGUGCAUACUCGGGAGAAUCGGACCGACGAGAGUUCCACUUAAGGACCACACCCAGACAAGAUGUCCCUUCAUCAAUUUCUUUUGGAACCCAUCACCUGCCACGCGUGGAACCGCGACAGGACACAAAUUGCCAUCAGUCCUAAUAACCAUGAAGUUCAUAUCUACAAGAAGAGUGGUAACCAGUGGGUUAAGACCCAUGAGCUGAAGGAGCACAAUGGACACAUAACAGGUAUUGACUGGGCUCCCAAAAGUGACCGUAUAGUGACAUGUGGAGCAGACCGUAAUGCUUAUGUGUGGUCCCAGAAGGAAGACGUAUGGAAGCCCACUCUGGUCAUUCUCAGGAUCAACCGAGCAGCCACCUUCGUCAAGUGGUCUCCACUGGAGAACAAGUUUGCAGUCGGCAGUGGUGCUCGACUCAUCUCUGUCUGCUACUUUGAGUCUGAAAAUGACUGGUGGGUGAGCAAGCACAUCAAGAAGCCGAUCCGCUCCACCAUCCUGAGUCUGGACUGGCAUCCCAACAAUGUCCUGCUGGCUGCUGGAUCCUGUGACUUCAAGUGCAGGGUGUUCUCAGCCUACAUUAAGGAGGUUGAAGAGAAACCAGGCCCCACACCCUGGGGCAGCAAGAUGCCGUUUGGGGCUGUGUUAGCGGAAUUUGGAGGAGCAGGUGGAGGGGGUUGGGUGCAUUCUGUCUCUUUUUCGGCUUCUGGUAACCGUUUGGCCUGGGUCAGCCAUGACAGCACUGUCACUGUCGUGGACAGCUCCAAGACUGCCAGUCCUUCACAGCUGAAGACGGAGUUCCUUCCUCUCCUCAGUGUCAUUUUUGUCUCAGAGAACAGUCUAGUAGCUGCGGGCCACGACUGUUGCCCCAUGCUGUUCCGUUGUGACGAUGGUGGAAUGCUGACAUUUGUGUCAAAGCUUGACCUCCCCAAGCAGAGUAUCCAGAGGAACAUCUCUGCCAUGGAGCGCUUCAGGAACAUGGACAAGAGAGCCACCACUGAAGACCGCAACACUGCCCUGGACACACUGCACCAGAACAGCAUCACCCAAGUGUCUAUCUAUGAGGGAGACAAAAGGGAUUGUCGCAAGUUCUGCACCACAGGCAUCGAUGGAGCGAUGACUAUUUGGGACUUCAAGAGUCUAGAAGCUUCUAUCCAGGGUCUCCGCAUCAUGUGAAGAAAUCUUGUGAAUGAACGAAGAGACGCCGCAGCCUCACUUCCCCACCUUUUCCUCCCCAGGCCUCACCUCUCCUCACCCCCUCCACUCCUGCAACGCAGCCAGUAACAUACAUGACUAACCACCUUAUCGAGUGUCUGCUGAAGCACUGAUCAGACCAUAACACACACAUGCACACACUUACACUAAAACACACAAACACUACACACACUGAGCUGACGUGUGGCAUCACUGUUGAUUUAUUUUGUUCUUGUUUGUUUUUAAAUGAAGGUUAACUGGGUGUCAAAGCGGGAACUGACGCGUAUUAAACGUGAAGUGAAAUGUGUGUUUUUAUGUUCUCUAACCUCCUGUACCAAAAGUUGAACACUAAACGGUGCGUUUUAUCCAAAAAUCAGACUGUAUCUCACCUCAGAUUAAGCAGAACAUGAUCUUUGAGUAUCGGUGUAAAUGGAAGGGUGGGCUGCUUUUGCUCAUUGGAGGAUAGUAAAUAUCCUGCAGCAGGCGAAGGCAUCGUUCAGGUGAAGACCAGAGGUUGUUGAUAUUCUUGGUCCAUGUUGCUGGUUGGCUGUUGACUGUACAGGUCUGAUGGUGGAGAGAGAAAGCAGCUGUCUAAACUCUGUGUGGAGUCACGGCUGACCAGCACUAGGCUGUGUAGCUACCACACUAAAACCACACAAGAUGGAGGGUGUCUAUGUAACUUGAUCAUGAGAUAGACAUGAAAUAAAGAUGAAAUACAUUUACAGUACACAA
Amphiprion ocellaris (clown anemonefish) is the source of this 2174-nucleotide messenger RNA. It is a transcript of the gene arpc1a, whose product is annotated as actin related protein 2/3 complex, subunit 1A. The transcript has 11 exons. The record is from RefSeq and is a predicted model, not a curated record. Gene Ontology annotation, molecular function: actin filament binding. Gene Ontology annotation, biological process: Arp2/3 complex-mediated actin nucleation. Gene Ontology annotation, cellular component: actin cytoskeleton; Arp2/3 protein complex. NCBI's taxonomy places the organism in Eukaryota, Metazoa, Chordata, Actinopteri, Pomacentridae. Bases 312 to 1424 code for a protein of 370 amino acids.